CGCGGGAAGACGCGUCGUCCAUUGUGGAUUAUACUUUUUAAUUUACAAAUAAACUUGAGUGAUAGUGAUAAUGCCAAACAUUAUAAAUGAGGUUAAAUUAGAUUUUAAGGAUGUACUCUUACGGCCUAAGAGGAGCACUCUUAAAAGCAGAAAUGAUGUGGACAUGUACCGAGAAAUAACAUUCCGCAACUCCGGUCAGACGUAUCGGGGAGUCCCCGUUAUGGCGAGCAAUAUGGACACCGUCGGCACUUUUGAAAUGGCGAAGGAACUGUCAAAGCACGGAUUAUUCACAUGCAUCCAUAAAUACUACUCGGUGGAACAAUGGAAGAAAUUCGCGGAAGAAAAUCCUGAAUGCUUGGAACAAAUGGCGGCGAGUUCGGGUACAGCUGAAGUGGACUUCGAACGUCUCUCCGAAAUCUUGAACAAUGUAAAGGAUCUCAAAUUCAUUUGUCUGGAUGUAGCGAACGGAUACUCUCAGCACUUUGUUGAGUAUCUCAGGAAAGUUCGCGCGGCAUACCCUACACAUACAAUUAUAGCUGGCAAUGUUGUCACUGGGGAGAUGGUUGAAGAGCUCAUAUUAUCAGGAGCUGAUAUAAUUAAGGUGGGAAUCGGUCCAGGAUCGGUUUGCACGACUCGAAUAAAGACCGGCGUGGGAUACCCUCAGCUAUCAGCUGUCAUCGAGUGCGCAGACGCAGCACAUGGACUCAAAGGACAUAUCAUUUCGGACGGCGGCUGCACGUGCCCGGGCGACGUGGCGAAGGCGUUCGGCGCCGGCGCGGACUUCGUGAUGGCGGGCGGGAUGUUCGCCGGACACGACCAAUGCGGGGGGGAGGUGGUCACCAAGCCCGACGGGAAGAAGGUCAAGCUGUUCUACGGCAUGUCCUCUUCCACCGCCAUGUUGAAACAUUCGGGUGGCGUUGCGGAUUACCGUUCCUCUGAAGGAAAAACAGUAGAAGUGGAAUACCGAGGAGAUGUCGAAGUGACUGUUAAAGAUAUCCUGGGCGGUCUCCGGUCUGCGUGCACGUACGUAGGAGCGGCCCGGCUAAGGGAACUCCCGAGGCGAGCGACCUUCAUCAGGUGCUGUAGACAAGCGAAUGAUGUCUUCUCUUAACUCAUGGUAGCCUGGUACUUGGAUGAGCGGGAUGUGUUGAAAUUUUGAAUAUCGAAUAGGGAUGGAAUGCAGAUUGUUAUACUGAAUUAGAUAGCAAUGUUACAAAAAAAUAUGUUGACAUCAUUCAUGUUUGCUAGUUUAAAUAUACAAAAAAUAUGUUUUAAAAAAAUGCUGGGAAUAUUUGAUUAUUAAGUCAACAUAAAGGAUGAUUGUUUUUUUUUUUUAAUGUAGACAAAUUAUCCACGAAUAAGCAAAGGUAUACAAUUUUAGGCUCAAUAUUCACCUUUUAAUAAUAAUCGUUUUAUUUUGAACUAAAAACGACAAAAACAUCAAUUUUAAUAAAUUAAUUAAAAUACUUGUGCCUAAUUUUACUACAAGUGAUAUUUAUUUUACCAAAAAAAAAACGUUACAAAUGAUUUUGUAUCAAUACAAAUGCUUCAAAUGAACUGACAAAGUGGCUUUUCUGGUUGUUUCUCUAAAUCUUUUGAGCACCGCCGCGACGUCGGUUCCAGCCCGAGUCCGGCGCCCCGUUCCGUUCCCGUAUUCUAUCAAAUGAUCUGUUCAUAUUAUUAUUAUAUAACCUAUUAGCGCUUACGUGUCUUAAUGAGGAAUAUUCGACAUAUUUCAAAAAAAUAAUUUCAUAAUUAGCGUUAAAAUAAAAUACUAUGGAGACUCCUAUUGCGCUCAUACAUAGGGUUAGCAAAUUCAGUCCAUAAACAUUACUUAAAAACUAUGCGUUCAUUAAAGCUUGGAUAAAGUUGACAAAGUAUCGGUGGAACACAUCAACAAUGCUGUUCUGUACGAACACACUUCGUAUCUCACUUGUGAAUUGGUAAAUCGACUUACGGUGAUACGCGAUUUUGAUGCAUGUAUCAUUUAACAUUUGUGUUAUAAUUUUAUGAUAGAAAAUGUCGCAUAUUACUUUCAGAAAUUUCAAGAUCA
Vanessa atalanta (red admiral) is the source of this 2053-nucleotide messenger RNA. Its product is annotated as GMP reductase 1-like. Lineage: Eukaryota; Metazoa; Arthropoda; Insecta; Lepidoptera; Nymphalidae. The transcript is spliced from 8 exons. Gene Ontology annotation, molecular function: GMP reductase activity. Gene Ontology annotation, biological process: nucleotide metabolic process. Gene Ontology annotation, cellular component: GMP reductase complex. Bases 71 to 1111 code for a protein of 346 amino acids. The record is from RefSeq and is a predicted model, not a curated record.